GAAGAGGCUGUUCUUCAUACGUUUCGUUCCCAGUGUCGCUAAAACUAACACAAAAUUACACACACCCUCUCCCUCUCUCUCUCUCUCACCCAAACCCAAUUCUAUCUUUCUCUCCUCGCGCAAACAAAACCCUAUUUCCAGACUCAGACUCUGAGCCCCAUUCUGCGUUUUGUUCCCAAAAUCCCUCUUCCUUCUCUGCGUUUCGCUCUCCGCCGCUUUCACUCUGAAACUCUCUCUCUCCCUCUCUCUUUUUUCUCUCUGAAACGCAUUGUUUUCAAUAUAGAGAGAGAAUAUACUGGGGGCGGUUAUUAAAACGGUUACGUUUUGGCUUAAUCGUCAAUCACUGCUGGGCUAGGGUUAGUCCUUUCUCUCUCUUUUUCUCUCUGAAAUUUUUCGUAUCGUUUGUGGUCGAAUAAUUUUGGGGCUGUGGAAAUCCUAGGUCUUCGGAGUUACAUAGACGCAGAGAGGGAUAAUAAUAUAUACAUGUGCUAGGGUUUCUAUUUUAGCGCAUUUACUCGGCGUUCACUCCCAGAUGUUGGCGUCGCCCUAGGGUUUUUUUUGUCUCUUUCUCUGGAGAUUGAACUGUUUGAUGGGUGUGAAUUUUCGUGCGAGAAUCGUGGGUUGUUAUUCGUUGUUGCCAUAGUUAACACACCUAUUGCUUAUCUGUCUGUUGGGCUUGAAGAUGAGGGUCUUCUGAGUUUGCAAUUUCCUUCUGCAAAUCCAUCUUUUGAUUGAAGAUGGAUGCGUAGACAGAUUUUUCCUUUUAUCUUCCUUGUUUCCGUUUUUUCAAUCCCAUUGUGUUGUAAUUCGAGACAUGCACCUUGUCCUUGCCAUUGCCUUUGUUUUCGUGCUCUGGGUUCACACCUUGGUGAAAAUCUGUUUGUUUUUCUGAGCCCUAGUGUAGGUAGAUAUAGAUAAUAUGCUAUUCAGUGCGUAACAAUAUCGGAGCCUGUUUACUUGAUUAAUUGCAGUGAUUCUGAAACAAGAUUGGUUAUUUAGGGAAAAGGAAACUUGGACUUUGCUAUUCUAUACAGAAGAGUACCUUUGCGGUACAGAACUGUGUGGAUAUUAUUUUGAUAAGUUUGACAGAGGCAAAUUAUAGUUGCCAUAUAUAGGAUAAAUCAACCACUCUCAUUGUAGUGGGGAGUGCAUUUGGAGUAGUGGCUGCGACUUGCUUGUCGGGUUGAUUGUGAAGCAAUAUUGGUUGUUUAGAAGAAAAAAAUAUUAUAGUUGGAACUUAGUAUCUUUGCCAAAAUAUAAUAAAUUUGGGGAAAGGGAAGAGGCGGUGAAGAAGGUGAGAAGUGUUUCUGUUGUUGUACCUGAUCAUGUUCACUGCUCCUUAUGGAAAGAAGUGAACCCACUUUAGUUCCAGAAUGGUUGAGAAGUACAGGAAGUGUUACUGGGGGUGGCAAUUCAGCCCACCAUUUUGCAUCAUCUUCUUCUCACUCAGAUGUUACUUCUUUGGCUCAUCACCUGAGAAAUAGAGCCUCAAAGAGCAUAAGUGAUUUUGAUACACCACGUUCUGCUUUUCUGCUGGACCGAUCUUCCUCUUCCAAUUCACGGAGGAGUUCUAGUAAUGGUUCUGCAAAGCAUGCUUACAGUAGUUUUAACAGAAGCCACCGUGAUAAGGACCGUGAUAAGGAAAAAGAGAGAUUAAACUAUGGAGACCAUUGGGACCGUGACUGCUCUGACCCUUUGGGAAAUAUUUUUACCAGUAGAGUUGAGAAGGAUACUUUGCGGCGUUCUCAGUCUAUGGUGGCCAGGAAACAAAGUGAGCUUUUGCCCCGAAGAGCUGUUAUUGACUCAAAAAGUAGUAACAGCAAUCAUAACAAUGGCAAUGGUUUGCUUUCUGGGGUUGGAGUUGGUAUUCAGAAGGUUGUGUUUGAUAAGGAUUUUCCCUCACUCGGAACUGAAGAAAGGCCAGCUGUGCCUGAUAUUGGAAGAGUUCCAUCCCCUGGAUUUCAGAGUCUGCCUGUUGGUAGUUCAGCUUUAAUUGGUGGGGAGGGAUGGACGUCAGCUCUGGCAGAGGUGCCUUCUACUAUCAUUGCAAGCAGUAGCUCAGGAUCCUUUCCUGUUCAACCAACGGUUGCUGCUACUUCGGCUUCUGGUACUUCAACUGCAAUGGCUGGUCUUAACAUGGCUGAAGCAUUGGCGCAAGCUCCAGCACGAGCUCGCACUGCUCCUCAGUUAUCUAUCAAGACCCAGAGGCUUGAGGAGUUGGCUAUCAAGCAAUCGAGGCAAUUAAUACCAGUAACCCCUUCGAUGCCCAAAGCUUCAGUUCUGAAUUCUUCUGACAAAUCAAAGCCCAAAACAGCAGCCAGGACUGGUGAAAUGAAUGUACCUGCCAAGGGUGGACAACAGCAGCAACCCUCUCAAUUGCACCACGCCAAUCAAUCUCUUCGUGGUGGUCCUGUCAAGUCCGAUCCUCCAAAGACAUCUCAUGGGAAGUUCCUGGUUCUUAAACCAGUAUGGGAAAAUGGUGUCUCCUCUUCUCCGAAGGAUGUUACUAGCCCCACAAAUAAUGCCAGCAGAGCAGCAAAUAGCCCACUUGUUGUUGCUCCUGCAGUUGCAUCUGCUCCUCUAAGGAGCCCCAACAACCCAAAGCUUUCGCCUGUGGAGCGCAAGGUAGCUGCCUUGGAUCUGAAAUCUGGAUCCACAUUGGAAAAGAGACCUUCUCUGUCUCAAGUCCAGAGCCGGAAUGAUUUUUUCAAUCUCUUGAAGAAGAAAACCUCAAUGAACAGUUCAAUUACUCUUCCAGAUUCAGGCCCUAUCAUUUCAUCUCCCACUAUGGAGAAAUCAGGUGAACUAACUGGGGAAGUAUUCAGUGAUCCUGCGAGCCCUCACACUAUUGAAAAUGGUGGUGAGGUGACUGUGAAUGGUGAUAGCUCUGAAGAGGUUCAGAGGUUUUCUGAUACUGGUCCUAGUGUGGCAGUUUAUCCUGAUGAGGAAGAGGCUCGUUUCCUUCGAUCUCUUGGAUGGGAUGAUAACCCUUGUGAUGAUGGCGGUCUUACAGAAGAAGAGAUAAGUGCAUUUUAUGACCAGGUCCUGAAAUCAAGGCCAUCUCUGAAACUUUGCCGAGGCAUGCAGCCAAAGCUUUCUACGCUGUCUGAAUCUCGUGCAACUAAUUUGGGCGGGGCUCGCUCUGACUUGAGCUCAUCUGACUCUGGGUCUGAAGCUUGAUUUUCUUUUUCCUCACACAUAGAUCCAAGAAUUUUCAAUUUUUUUGAUGGCAGAUGGUUAGUCUCUUUUCUCUUUUGUUUUGGCAAAAAAAAAAAGAAGCUGAUGAGUUUGGUAUGAAAGAAGAGACUGAGUUUCGGUUACAACUCUGCAUUCUGCAAAUAGUGCAAUAAGUUACAGGUGCCCCCGAUCCUGUCUGCCUAAAAUGGUUUUUGUUUAGGUUUAAAAUUUUAUGGGGGAGGGGUAGAGUAGGGGCUAUUUUGUCUGCAGUGGAAGAAGAAUGAGAAAUUGAUAUUUUGGUGUA
Prunus mume (Japanese apricot) is the source of this 3481-nucleotide messenger RNA. Its product is annotated as C-jun-amino-terminal kinase-interacting protein. Lineage: Eukaryota; Viridiplantae; Streptophyta; Magnoliopsida; Rosales; Rosaceae. The record is from RefSeq and is a predicted model, not a curated record.